UAUGCAUAUUCUCUGAACGUUUUAACGCUUUAAUAUAUUUGAACUAAAUUUCGAACGAGCCUUUCUAAAUAAGGGCCUUUUGCGCAAGACCCGUCAAUCGCCAUGAGUAAAGUAACCCGCGAUUCGCUGUACGAGGCUGUCGACAAUGUCCUCAAGGGCAGCAAGGCCCAUAGGCGAGGCUUCUUGGAGACGGUUGAGCUCCAGAUCAACCUGAAGAACUACGAUCCGCAGAAGGACAAGCGAUUCUCUGGCACCGUCAAGUUGAGGACCAUUCCUCGUCCCAAGUACAAGGUAUGCGUCCUGGGCGACCAGCAGCACUGCGACGAAGCCAAGGCCAACAACCUUCCCUGCAUGGACGCAGAGGCCCUGAAGAAGCUCAACAAGAACAAGAAGCUGGUCAAAAAACUGGCCAAGAAGUAUGAUGCAUUCCUGGCCUCCGAGGCUCUCAUCAAGCAGAUCCCUCGUCUGCUCGGCCCCGGACUCAACAAGGCCGGCAAGUUCCCGACCCUGGUCACCCACUCGGACCAGCUGGUCACCAAGGUCGAGGAGGUGAAAGCUACCAUCAAGUUCCAGAUGAAGAAGGUCCUGUGUCUGGCCGUCGCCAUUGGCAAUGUCAACAUGAGUGAGGACGACUUGGUCGGCAACAUCGCAUUGGGCAUCAACUUCCUGGUCUCGUUGCUGAAGAAGAACUGGCAGAACGUCCGCUCCUUGUACAUCAAGAGCACCAUGGGCAAACCUCAGCAGAUCUUCUAAAUUCCCCCUCACCCAGACAAAACCGCCAUCAUAGAAAGGACUCUUCACGAUCAAGUCAAUGCCUUGGUGGAUUUGCUGGUGAAAUAUUGCUAAAACUCGGUCCACACAAAAGAGAAAACUCAAAUCACAUUGCUGUAUUUUUUAUAAAGCUCGUCUUAAAAUGUGCAUCAGAUCCUAAGAUUCUGAUCAUGGCUCAUCCAAAUUUGAAAUCCCGGAGGUUGUAUCGAUAAGACCAGUGCAUGACAUUGUCACAGUACGACAGGUUUUGACCGCUCUUAUUUCAGUAAAUUUUUUUGGUCAAAUAAAUUUGAAA
Molecule: messenger RNA, 1066 nt
Organism: Patiria miniata (bat star)
Lineage: Eukaryota; Metazoa; Echinodermata; Asteroidea; Valvatida; Asterinidae
Gene: rpl10a
Product: 60S ribosomal protein L10a-like
Exons: 5
Coding region: 103-753 (216 amino acids)
Biological process (GO): translation
Cellular component (GO): large ribosomal subunit
Molecular function (GO): RNA binding; structural constituent of ribosome
Source: RefSeq, a predicted model, not a curated record